AUCCACUCGCUAUCACUUGGACCAGUCUUCAUUCGUUGUCUCUUACAAGCCUUUCAAGCUCUCACUCAACAACAAAAUCAGUCAAGAUGAAGUUCUCUCUCGCUGUUCUCGCCCUCAUCGCCUCCGUCCAGGCUCAGUCUCUCAGUGACGUCCCCGAGUGCGCCCUUCCCUGCCUCGACGAUGCCAUCGAGAGCGAGACCGACUGCAAGACCACCGACCUCGUCUGCGUCUGCAAGAACUUUGACGAUGUCCGCAGCAAGGCUACUUCUUGCGUGAUUGAGAAGUGUGGUGCCGACGUUGCCAUCAACGAGGUUCUCCCUGCUACUGAGGGUCUCUGCAAGAACCCCGGCAGCGGCAGCUCCGAGUCCGGCGCCGAGUCCUCCAAGGCAGAGACCACUGCUGCCGAGGCCACCACCGCCGCUGAGACCUCCGCUGCUCCCGAGACGACGAGCGAGGCUGCUGUCACCACCUCUGCCGCCGUCGAGACCACCUCUGCCGCCGAGGAGGAGAGCACCACCGUCCCUCCCGUCGUCUCCACCACCUCUGCCCCCGAGACCACCGGCGUGGCUCCCGUCUCUACCCCCAGCGCCUCCACCGUCGAGGUCAACGGCGCUGCUGGCCUCAAGGGUGUUGGUGCCAUCGCCAUGGUUGCCCUCGCUGCCAUUGCUCUGUAAAUUAUGAGGUAUUCAUGAAAGACCAUCUACCAGGAAUGGUUUAGAUGGGAGAUUUUAUGAUGCCAGCUAUGGUUCGUGGAAUGGUUUCAAGUACACAAUGAGAAUUCCACAUGGAAUUGGGACGUUGUAAUUAGGAAUGACAAGACAAUGGGUUAAUGGUAAUGGUCUCUAGACCAAAAAGCUAUCGUCAAUACACAAGUGAUGCAUACACCUCUA
Molecule: messenger RNA, 890 nt
Organism: Fusarium vanettenii 77-13-4
Lineage: Eukaryota; Fungi; Ascomycota; Sordariomycetes; Hypocreales; Nectriaceae
Exons: 2
Coding region: 87-674 (195 amino acids)
Source: RefSeq, a predicted model, not a curated record